This is a messenger RNA of Brenthis ino (lesser marbled fritillary), 1185 nucleotides long. Lineage: Eukaryota; Metazoa; Arthropoda; Insecta; Lepidoptera; Nymphalidae. The record is from the annotation of a GenBank genome assembly.
AUGACGGAAAAAUUGUUUUGGUCGUGUAUUAUAACUUUUGUAGUAACGGUUGCAGCAUUUACUGUUUUAGAUGACGACAUUCGCAACGAUGACACUUAUGAUGUUGAUAACAAUUACGAGGACAGACAGGGAAAAAUACUGUUUCCCUUCGUAAGUAUAGUAAGAUUUGCGAAUGUGGACUGUUCGAGUUCUAACACCAUGAAUGGGACGUGUCUGGCUCGACGUGAAUGCAAUAAUCUAAACGGCACCAUAACUGGCACUUGCGCAUCUAGGAGAGGCCGAUGUUGUAUCGUUUCACGUUCCUGUGGCACGACGACGAACGUGAAUAACACCUAUUUUACAAGUCCCGGUUACCCAGCCGCGUUCGCUGGAGGUCAGGCGUGCACAAUCAUUGUUAAUCGGUGUAAUAGCAAUGUUUGCCAGCUACGCAUAGAUUUACUGGACAUGGUAUUAGCGCAGCCGAAUGGUGACGGCGUGUGCGCGACUGACUCUCUCACUAUAACUGGUGGCAACACUAUAGUGCCUAUCCUUUGUGGGGACAACACUGGACAAACACUGUUUGUGGACUUUAACGACGAUGCUGCGAUUACUAUUACUGUUACCGCUACCCUCGCUACCACAUUCACGAGACGAUGGAACAUAAAAUUAACGCAAUUAGGAUGCGAUUGUCCUGGCAUAGCACCUAACGGCUGUUUGCAAUACUACACGGGGACAACCGGUACUAUACAAAGUUUUAAUUACGGUUCUGCCGCAAACACGCUACUCAGUGCUUCUUUAGUAACUGGUACAAGGCAGUUAGCUAAUUUAAAUUAUGGGAUAUGUAUCAGAAUGGAAGCUGGGUACUGCACAAUACAAUAUUCACAGAGCGCAAACGACGUGUACUCUUUCACCGUGACUGGUGAUGUAGAGGGAGCAGACGCUACCGUUUUAGGUACUGCGAUAGGCGCAGUUAACGGGGUGGCGUGUACUACGGACUUUGUGGUCAUCCCUAACCCAGUAGUAACUGCCACUGCUGUUGCUGUUGGUACUGAUCGUUUUUGUGGUUUGGGAUUCGUUCCCGUAUCGUCGAGUUCUAAGCCUUUUGUAUUAUACGUGGUAACGGAUGCAAACGAAGGCGCUACAGCAACCACACCACCAGACGUCGCCAACAGAGGUUUCUCCCUCGCGUACACUCAAAUCGCUUGC